CUUUGCUUCCACACUCUCUGUUUUUUCCUUUCUCUCUCUUUUUUUUCUCAAUUUUUUCUUCAAAUUUUGCAAAUUUUGCAAAUAUAUUCCCUUUAGUUCUCCAAUUUUUGAUUCUAAUUGUUAUUACAACAAGAACAUAUACAUGUAAUUUCAUCCAAAUUCAAGAAAUGGUGGGGUGCAAAUUGUAUAUAAAGAAAAAAGGAGAUUGGUUAAGUGCACUAUUAGAGAGCAAAUUUUUUGAUUCAUGUGAUCAUCAUCAACAACUAAGAAAAAAUGAAAAAAAUGUAUUUUGUUUGGAUUGUAAUCUUGAAUUUUGUAGGCACUGUGUCAAAUCUCAUUUCCUUCAUCGCCAGCUUCAGAUCUGCAAAUAUGUUUAUCAUGAUGUUGUUCGUCUUCUUGACAUUCAGAAACAUCUUGAUUGCUCUAGAAUCCAGACAUAUAAGAUUAAUGGAGAAAAAGCUGUGCAUUUGAAUCCAAGGCCACAACAAAAGGAUGCAAGACCAUCAACUAAAGCAAAAUUUGGUGGUUCUUGUGAUGCUUGUGGAAGAUAUCUUCAAGAUUUGCCUAAUCUCUAUUGCUCUAUUGCAUGCAAGGUGGAAUCAGUUGCACUGAAGCCAAAAGAUGAGAAAAACAACAAAAUGAUAACAUUUUCAAUUCAAGAAUUUUCUCAGUUUUCUUGGAAAGAAGAUUACAUAAAUCAAGAAACGAGUUAUGAAAACGAAGCGGUUUCGAUUUCGUUGAAUGAUGAGAUUUCUGAGGAGACAAGCAAUCAAGAAUGGAUGAUGAUGAGCUCUCCAUUGAAGCCAACAAAACAACUCCGCAAAAGAAAAGGCGUUCCUCGGAGAGCUCCUCUUUGUUAAUUGAUUAAUCGGCAGAAGCAAUUUAUACAAUUUUGGCCUCAGAAAUGAAAAAAAAUUGAAUAACCACAGCUAGUUAUUGUAAUAAUUUUUGUUUUUGAUGAUAAACUUUUCUUGAGAGUCUGUACAGAAUGAGUUGAUAGGUAUAGAAAUGGAUCUGUUGAUGAAUUUUAAUUCA
Mercurialis annua (annual mercury) is the source of this 1035-nucleotide messenger RNA. Its product is annotated as protein RGF1 INDUCIBLE TRANSCRIPTION FACTOR 1. Bases 168 to 860 code for a protein of 230 amino acids. NCBI's taxonomy places the organism in Eukaryota, Viridiplantae, Streptophyta, Magnoliopsida, Malpighiales, Euphorbiaceae. Gene Ontology annotation, molecular function: zinc ion binding. The record is from RefSeq and is a predicted model, not a curated record. The transcript has 4 exons.